AUGGAUUAUUUGCGAACUAUGAUGGGUGCCCCUCAAGGGGGUGUUCAGCCCACGGGUGCUGAAACGGUGGAAAGACUAGUUGACAGAGCUCAGUCAUCUACUUUAUUAGAUGAUAGAAGAGAUGCUGUUCGUGGCCUUAAAUCACUUUCAAAGAAAUAUCGAUUGGAAGUUGGAACACAAGCCAUGGAUUGUCUGAUUAAAGUUUUAGAAGUAGACAGAGGUGAUGCUGAGAUAAUUGGUCUAGCUUUAGAUACAUUAUGUAAUGUGAUGUCUGAUGAACCAACAGAAGAGGAAGAGAGUAUACCAGAACAUUUACAGAAUGGAGAUCUUGGUGCUAAUUUUACUGAAAUUUAUAUUAAAGAUCCAGAACAUGUUUCUCUCUUACUCUCACUACUUGAGGAGUAUGAUUUUCAUGUAAGAUGGCCUACAGUUAAACUAUUAACAAUAUUACUAACUAAUAAAGGAAAAGGUAUACAAGACUGUAUAUUAGUUAGUCCUAUGGGUGUAUCAAAGUUAAUGGAUUUAUUAUCAGAUAGUCGAGAAAUCAUCAGAAACGAUGCUUUAUUACUAUUAAUACAACUAACUAAAGGUAACGCUAAUAUACAGAAGAUUGUAGCCUUUGAGAAUGCGUUUGAAAGAUUAUUAGAUAUCAUAUCAGAUGAAGGCAACAGUGAUGGGGGUAUUGUGGUAGAAGAUUGUUUAUUGUUAUUGUUAAAUUUAUUAAAGAAUAAUUCAUCUAACCAGAAUUUCUUUAAAGAAGGCAGCUAUAUACAUAGAAUUACACCUUAUUUUGACUUGAACUCUGACCCCCAGAGGUCACAGGGUGGUUGGUCAGCUCAGAAAGUUACCAAUCUACAUCUUAUGUUACAACUGGUAAGAACUAUGGUAUCACCAAACAAUGCUCAGCAACAAACAGCCUCUUGUCAGAGAGCUUUAAAUCAAUGUGGUUUACUACAGAAACUAUGUUCUAUAUUAAUGGCUAGUGGUGUACCAGCAGAUGUUUUAACUGAGACUAUAAAUACUGUAUCAGAAGCUAUCCGAGGUAAUCCACCAAAUCAAGAAUAUUUUGCAUCUGUUUUAGCUCCAUCCAAUCCUCCAAGACCAGCCAUUGUUGUUUUAUUAAUGUCUAUGGUGAAUGAAAAACAACCAUUUGUUUUACGUUGUGCUGUAUUAUAUUGUUUUCAAUCAUUUCUGUAUAAAAAUGAAGUAGGUCAGUCUCAGAUAGUACAGACUUUAUUACCUACCACUGCUGAUGUUAAUACUAUAACAGCAGGUCAGUUACUAUGUGGUGGUUUAUUUAGCAGUGAUUCGCUAUCAAAUUGGUUUGCAGCUGUAGCCAUGUUACAUGCUAUUUUAGAAAAUACUACACAGAAGGAACAGUUAUUACGUGUACAGUUAGCUACUAGUUUAGGAAAUCCCCCUGUAUCAUUAUUACAACAAUGUUGUAAUAUCUUAGCACAGGGUGGUAAAUUACAGACACGUAUUGGUUUAUUAAUGUUAAUGUGUGGUUGGUUAGUAGAUUGUCCUAUAGCUGUUACUCAUUUCUUAUCUAAUACUGCUAAUGUGCCUUUUUUAAUAUCUCAAGUUAUAGCUACAGAAAGUGAAGAACAAGAAUUAAUAGUACAAGGUUUAUGUACAUUUUUAAUAGGAAUAUGUUUAUUAUAUAAUGAUGAUCAGUCAGAAACAUUCACCAAGGUAUCAUUAAAACAAGUGAUAGAAGAUAGAAUUGGUUUAGAAAGAUUUACUGAUAAAUUAUCUCAGAUACUAAAAAAUGAAAGUUAUACACGAGCAGCCAAAAAACCUAAUUUACAUUAUAAACAAUCUAGUGAAGUUAUAUUUGAUUAUGCAUUUACAAGAAUAUUUAAAUCUUUAGAAAAUGAAGUAUUAAAGUGUAUAUCUAUAGAUGAAAAAUCACCAGAAUAUAAAAAGAAACUUGCCAGUUUAAAAGAACAUGAGAAUAUUGUAGAUCAAUAUAAAGAAUUGAUUAAAGAACAGGAUGCCAAACUGAGUGAAGCUAGAGCAGAAGUAACAACAUUACAUGCUAGACAUACAGAAUCAGCUAGACAAAUAGAAGAAUUACAAAAUACUGUACAACAAUUGAAAGACCAAAAUGCAUUAUUAAAAGUCCAAAAAGGUAAAAUUGAUUUCAAGAUUCAUUAG
This is a messenger RNA of Lottia gigantea (owl limpet), 2160 nucleotides long. RefSeq lists its product as hypothetical. The transcript is spliced from 16 exons. Gene Ontology annotation, biological process: intracellular protein transport; vesicle fusion with Golgi apparatus; transcytosis. Gene Ontology annotation, cellular component: Golgi membrane; ER to Golgi transport vesicle membrane; endoplasmic reticulum. Lineage: Eukaryota; Metazoa; Mollusca; Gastropoda; Lottiidae. Bases 1 to 2160 code for a protein of 719 amino acids. The record is from RefSeq and is a predicted model, not a curated record.